This is a messenger RNA of Rana temporaria (common frog), 939 nucleotides long. It is a transcript of the gene TRAPPC3L, whose product is annotated as trafficking protein particle complex subunit 3L. Bases 205 to 798 code for a protein of 197 amino acids. The transcript is spliced from 6 exons. Gene Ontology annotation, cellular component: TRAPP complex; cis-Golgi network membrane; cytosol. The record is from RefSeq and is a predicted model, not a curated record. NCBI's taxonomy places the organism in Eukaryota, Metazoa, Chordata, Amphibia, Anura, Ranidae. Gene Ontology annotation, biological process: intra-Golgi vesicle-mediated transport; endoplasmic reticulum to Golgi vesicle-mediated transport.
UCCUGCUGGCAAUCAAUUUGCUUUCCGCUGCUAAAUGCGUGCACAUUGUGGGAGGAGCAGCCAAGAGUUCACCAUCACUAGAGACAGAAGGAAACAUAAGAUCAAUGCAAUGUACAACAAACAAGCAAAGCCUCCAGACAAACAAAGUACCACUGGGACAAGCUGGGAUAGCAGGAGUUAUUUGCAGAUUCCAGUAUCUCUGAGAUGGCAAGGUCAUCAAACCGAAAGCAAGAAAUCUUCAAAAUUGACUGGCAAUUACCAGCUGUCUCUUCCUCUGCCUCAGCACAUCAUAUAAGCAGAGAUCUUUUUGUUCUCACAUAUGGUGCACUAGUGGCACAGAUGUGUAAAGAUCAUGAAAAUGAUGAGGAAAUUAACAAAUAUUUGGAUACAAUGGGAUACAGCAUUGGAGUUAGGCUAAUUGAAGACUUUUUGGCCAACUCUGGUAUAAAGAAAUGUCGAAGUUACAGUGAAACAGUGGACAUUAUAGCAAAGGUGGCCUUUAAAAUGUACCUUGGGAUCACCCCUUCUACGAUAGGCGGUAAUGAUGGUGGAAAUGAAUUCUCUCUCAUACUGGAUAAAAAUCCACUUGUAGACUUUGUGGAAGAGCUUCCAUCUGGCAGACCAACACUCAGCUACUGCAACCUCCUCUCUGGGGUAUUGAGAGGAGCUCUGGAAAUGAUUCAUUUACCUGCUGAAGUCACUUUUGUUCAAGACAAACUAAAAGGAGAUGAUGUCACUGAAAUAGGAAUCACAUUCCUCAAAAAGAACGAUGAAAAGAAAUCUAAAAGAAAUAAAUGACCAAACCACAUACAGUAGACCACUGUAGAAUAUACAUUACUUCUGAGGUAUCUAGGACAAUAGUACCCAUUCCAGUAAAAAUAAAGGGGAAAAAGAUUGGGGUGUGAGCAAUAAAAUAUAAUGUAUAGGUAUAUACACUAA